Rhopalosiphum maidis (corn leaf aphid) is the source of this 580-nucleotide messenger RNA. RefSeq lists its product as uncharacterized. The record is from RefSeq and is a predicted model, not a curated record. NCBI's taxonomy places the organism in Eukaryota, Metazoa, Arthropoda, Insecta, Hemiptera, Aphididae. The transcript has 3 exons. Bases 26 to 310 code for a protein of 94 amino acids.
AAGGAUAACUAAUAACUAAUACAAAAUGUUCAAAAUGCGUUUUUCUACUGUUUUUUUGUUUUUGGUGAUUGUAAUAAUCUCAUUUCUCAAUGAGACAGAAGCGAGGCGAAAGAUUCUUAGGGGAAGAAAAACUAUUACUAGAACAUAUUAUAAAUCAUUAGGAAUACCUGCUUGGUUGUCAAUCACAUUUACUGGACUCAUCAUAUUAGGGAUUUCAGGAAUAAUUUUUGCUGUAUUGCAAAAAUUUAUUAUUAUCAACAACCAACCUCCACAACAAACGCCUUCCACUGUACCACUCACCACAUCUUAAAACUCACCACAUUAAUGGUUGAACAAUUUUUAUGAUUUUAACAAUUUUAUGUAUGACAAAAUCUUUAUAUAUAGUUUUACUAAAAGAUAUAACUAUACUAUUUCUUUUAAUAAUUUUGUAUUGUUGGUACAAUAAAAUAUGAGCUGGAAAUUAUUAUUUAUAUACUAAAACUUCUUUUUAAAUGUAUAUUUUUUAUUUUUUUGUUAACCUGAUGUAAACAAAACUCGUAAUAUCUUUUCAAUAAUAAUACAUAAUUUAUUACAAGAUUUC